CUCUCAGACUGGGAGAUUGUCCUGGAGAUCAGCAAUGUCUCCUCUGACCUCAACCACAAGGACUUGACGUGCCGGGCAGAGAACGCAGCGGGGCCGGCAGAGGACAGCGUGAUGCUGAACGUCACCUUUCCCCCCGAGAUCCUGCUGCUAGACAAAGCCAUCCCCAGGCAUUCCUGGUGCAUCCCCUUCUCCGUGAAAGGCAACCCCAUGCCCAGCAUCCACUGGCUCUUCAACGGCACGACCCUGGUCGAGGGGCUCUACAUCCACACCCUCAUCAUGGAGUACGAGCACAACUCCAGCGUCCUCCACGGCUGCCUCCAGCUCAACCGUCCCACCCAUGUCAACAACGGCAACUACACCCUCGUGGUCCGCAACACCCUGGGCUCGGCUGCGAGCAGCGUCCAGGGGCGCUUCAUGGACAAUCCCUUCAGCUUCAGCCCUGAGGAGCCCAUCCCCGUGUCUCUGUCCCCACUGGGCACCAGGAACAGCUCGCUGGAGGGGCCUGUGGAGACAAUGGAUGAGCACACGUUUGGGGUCUCAGUGGCUGUGGCGCUGGCUGUGUUCGCCUGCCUUUCCCUCUCUGUCAUGCUCAUCCUGCUCAACAAGUGCGGGCGCCGGUCCAAGUUUGGCAUUAACCGCUCAGCGGUGCUGGCCCAAGAGGAUGACCUGGCCAUGUCCCUGCACUUCAUGAACCUGGGCAGCAGCCCCCUUUCCUCGGCGGAGAGCAAACUGGAGGGGCUGAAGAGCAACUUCAUCGAGAACCCCCAGUACUUCUGCAACGCCUGCGUGCACCACGUGCAGCGGCGGGACAUCGUGCUGAAGUGGGAGCUGGGCGAGGGCGCCUUUGGGAAGGUUUUCUUGGCCGAGUGCUACAACCUCCUCCCAGAGCAGGAGAAGAUGCUGGUGGCUGUGAAGGCGCUGAAGGAGAUGACGGAAAGCGCCCGCCUGGAUUUCCAGCGUGAAGCCGAGCUGCUGACGGUGCUGCAGCACGAGCACAUCGUCAAGUUCUACGGCGUAUGCACCGAGGGCGAGCCCCUCAUCAUGGUCUUUGAGUACAUGAAACACGGCGACCUCAACCGCUUCCUCAG
Messenger RNA from Cyanistes caeruleus (blue tit), 1088 nucleotides. The record is from RefSeq and is a predicted model, not a curated record. NCBI's taxonomy places the organism in Eukaryota, Metazoa, Chordata, Aves, Passeriformes, Paridae.